Molecule: messenger RNA, 360 nt
Organism: Dibothriocephalus latus
Lineage: Eukaryota; Metazoa; Platyhelminthes; Cestoda; Diphyllobothriidea; Diphyllobothriidae
Source: the annotation of a GenBank genome assembly
AUGUUGUUGCUGCAGUUAUCUCUGACGGUGAACCCCCUGAUGGGUUUGAAGUCUCAUAAUAAUAAGAAAACUGUUCCGGUGCUCAACCAGCCUUCCCUUUACUUAUUCAAACACCUGGAACGCGGCUACCCGCCGCGUCAGCCACCUGCGCCCGAUCCCGCUUCCGGUCUUCUCGAUUCUGCCGUGACACCGAUAAGCGAGGUAGGAGAGGGAGCUGAUAAGGCAGAAAUGGCCAUUCUAGUCUCCCUUGUCUUUGCCAGCAAUACUAUCUCCCUAAACUACCAGCUGUUACGACUGUCAGGGCCCCUGGCGACACCCAAGGCAGAGGGGGACAGAAGAGUCUCGUUUGCGGUCAGAUGA